Penicillium cataractarum is the source of this 1680-nucleotide messenger RNA. RefSeq names its product F-box domain protein. The transcript is spliced from 2 exons. The record is from RefSeq and is a predicted model, not a curated record. Lineage: Eukaryota; Fungi; Ascomycota; Eurotiomycetes; Eurotiales; Aspergillaceae. Gene Ontology annotation, molecular function: protein binding. Bases 1 to 1680 code for a protein of 559 amino acids.
AUGGAGAUCGACCCGGAGGAUGAAGCCUUUUUGAGGCGUUUCGAGACCCUGCCCAAGUCUCGUCGCCAAGCCAUGUACAUUGUCACCCUGCCACCCAAGGAAAGUAUCUGUGCUAAGACAACUUACAGUUACCGCGGCCUUCUGGAGCGACUACGACUAGACGAAUGGCGAGAAGUCAAGGCACAUGCUGAGGUUCACACUCUUCAGUGUGAUAUCCUAGGCAAGCUGCCGCCGGAAAUCACUUCUCUUGUGGCACGGCACUUGCCGCUAAUUGACAUAAUUCGCCUUCGAAGAGUCUCCAGACGUUGGCAGUCCAUCCUCUCAUCACAAUCCGUGUGUCGUGCUGCCGUGCGGAAAACGUUGGGGAGAGACCCCUGGGUGAAUUCUAUUCCCAUUCCGAAUACCCAGGGCUCUGCGAGUACCACUGACUCAAGUCAUGACUUCGACGCCUCUUUUGCCAGCUUUGUCAAAAGACGAUACCGCCUAGAGCGGGGAAAACCACACAAAGUCUUCACAAUGCGCAGCCCAGUGGCAUUUGAAGAUGACGACCGCUUUAUUCCCGAUUCCAAGGUAAUCAGCUAUUCCAACGGCAUAUGUACCUGGAUUGGUCAAGACGAAGAUAAAUCCUCUGUGAUCGCCCUGAACCUCUCGACUGGCGAAAAGAAAAGGUUCACUACUCCCAAUAGAGAAGGACUUUUGUAUCUCCAAAUUUCGGGGUCUACAAUCGCCGCGCUCUCGCUUCGAGGCUACUGCCAUGUGUGGAACUAUGACGAUAUAUCUCAAUUUUCAUCUUUCAGGGUUCCAUCGUUGAGAUGCAACCUUAUCCUAAUAAAUGGAAAACAUAUUGUCCUGGAAUAUCGCAAUUAUCUUGUCCACUGGAGCUGGGAUACAAGGAUCGCCCGGACAAUCGCUACCGGAGACUCAGUCAUAACUGUAGCUCCCCAUCCCUCAGAGGACCAGAUUACCAUGAUCCAUUGUUGUCUAGACGAGGAGCGCCAUUCGGGGCCGGAGAGAACUCUCGGCGAAGAUGGAGAUGAAGUCCUAACCUCUAACAAAAUGCCGACGCACCAUUUACAAACGAUAAAAUACACAUUAAACGAUGAGAACGAAUGGUACGCAUCCUCUUCUCACCCCGCAUCGAUUUCAAUGGACUUUUCCCCCAUGAGCUGGCAAUGGGGCGCUUGGCAGGGGAGAAGGAAGGAGAUACAACCCGGUCAGAGUAGCAUAUUUGGCCAGAUGGAAAAUACAUAUGAGGAAGAUGAAGAGGGCCAAAUGCAUACAAUUCCGGUCUAUCUCUCGGUCGAACCGAACGGCUUAGCCGCCAUGCACACAUUUCCCCGCGAGCUUGACAAUGGCACCCAAUUCGUCUAUCCCGAGGAAGGUAUUAUCUAUAUCUCUAUUGUGAGUGAGGGUGAUUGGGAAUACCAGCGGUAUGGGAUUGCGAAAUCCACGGACGUGACAGGCCCUUCGGAUACAUACGUCUCGCUGGACUACUCGGUCCAGCGUGUGCAAGGUGUGAAGGAGCCGCUGCGCAUUUUCGGGGACACCAAGUUUCUGGUGUUUCUAGGGAAGAACACGAUGGAUAUCUGGGUUAUGGAUGAGAAUGCUAUGGACGAGAAAGUCAUGGAAGAGAUGAGAACUGCGGGAUUACCCAAGUUGGUCACAGUCGAGACGGUUUGA